GUCUCUCUCAAGGAUGGUGCCGAUGCAUCCAAGCUCGACGCUGCCAAGAAGCAGGUCACCGACCAGGGCGGCAAGAUCACCACCGAGUUCAAGCUGAUCAAGGGCUUCACUGCCGAGUUCCCCGAGGACAAGGUCCACUCCCUUUCGUCUGACGACCACAUCAACGUCGAGAACGAUGGCGAGGUCAGAACCCAGUAG
Messenger RNA from Aureobasidium namibiae CBS 147.97, 198 nucleotides. RefSeq lists its product as uncharacterized. Lineage: Eukaryota; Fungi; Ascomycota; Dothideomycetes; Dothideales; Saccotheciaceae. The annotation marks the transcript as partial. Gene Ontology annotation, molecular function: endopeptidase inhibitor activity. Gene Ontology annotation, biological process: vacuole fusion, non-autophagic. The record is from RefSeq and is a predicted model, not a curated record. The transcript has 3 exons.